Cydia splendana is the source of this 1869-nucleotide messenger RNA. RefSeq names its product nose resistant to fluoxetine protein 6-like. Gene Ontology annotation, molecular function: acyltransferase activity, transferring groups other than amino-acyl groups. The record is from RefSeq and is a predicted model, not a curated record. The transcript is spliced from 13 exons. The coding region runs from base 1 to 1869 and encodes 622 amino acids. Lineage: Eukaryota; Metazoa; Arthropoda; Insecta; Lepidoptera; Tortricidae.
AUGGUGGGCCGGGCUAUAAAGUGCAUGAAGAGGGCAUUGAAAAACAUUUCAGACACACUGGACUCCGUGCCGCCCCUGUUUUACCUGGACGACUGGGCGCGUUGUCGGCGUCCUGGUGACGUGUACUGCGUAUUGGAGGCUGUCCUGGUCUCCGGAAAUCAGACGACGCUGCAACUGCUAAAGGAUUACUCCUCACAAUCGCUACGCCACUUCAACCGCACGCUAGUCCAUCGCGGCGUGUGCGCCACGCGCUGCGAGGCCGAGGGGCCGGCGGAGACCCGCGCGCGGAGCUGCGUCAAUGAGGGCCUGCGGCCUUACGGUGUACAGGCACAGUUCAACAACACGCGGUCCCUAUGUGUGUCAGCAAAGACCUCAAUGGGCCACGACGCGCGGGCGCUGGCGGUAGUACUGCUUGCGCUGGUGGUGUUGGCUGCUCUGGCUACUGCGACGCAUAUCAUCACUGACCGGUUUGACGUCAAAUGCCCCAGAUUGGUGGCCGCGUUCUCUCUGCGACGCAACUGGCAGAUCCUGACGUACGACCGCACCAAACCGCGCAGCGACCAGCGGAUGAAAGGCGUGGCUUGUAUGGAGGGUAUUAGGGUGAUGGGCAUGCAAUGCGUCAUCUUCGCGCACGUAUUGCUGCUGACAGGGACCUCUUUUAUAGACAAUCCGCAAUUUCUCGAACAUAUUUACGAGACAUUUGCCGGGCAAGCAGUGAUGAACUCCCCAGUGUGGCUGCAAGCGUUCUUCUGUCUCUCAGGCUUCCUGCUGUCCUAUUCUACCCUCAUCGGCGUCGAGAGCAGCCCCUUCACUCCGUUAAAGGCCUUUGUUGCUGUUGUUAACAGAUGGAUAAGGCUAACGCCAGUCGCAGGCAUCAUGCUCUGGUUUACUAUCAGUUGGCUGCCACAGUUAGGCUCGGGUCCUCUGUGGUCCUGGUACGUGGACAGCGAAGCUGAAGCCUGCAGCGAACGCUGGUGGUACCACAUCCUGUACGUCCACAACCAUCUGCCAUUGGACAAACUCUGCAUGGGGCACACUUGGUACCUAGCAGUGGACAUGCAGCUCCACAUCCUCGGCAUGCUGUUGCUGCUGGUGUUGGUGCGCUACCGGAGCGUGGCGCUGCCGAUCCUGGGGACAUUGCUGGCGUGCUCGGCUGCCGCGGCUGGCUUUGUAGUCUACUGGUAUCAGCUAACGCCAAUCGUCACUGCGCAGAGUCCUGAAGACCUCCGUACGCUCUUCUCCAAAUCCUUGAUCCUGCCGAAGCUGUACCUACCGAUGUGGAUGAACCUGGCGGGCUACGCGUGUGGGAUGGCGGCAGCGUUCGUGCUGUAUGAGAUUCAGAGGAAGGGCAUCAAGCUUAGAGACAGCAAGCUCUUCAACCUAAUCUUCCACCUCUCCCUACCCGUGGGCACGGCCAUCGUAUGGCUAGGAGUGUCGUUUCUCCAUGAAGAGACCCCGCCACAGUGGGCCGCGAUCGCCUACAGCGCGCUCGACCGCCCGCUCGUCGCUAUCUGCUUCGCUAUCUUCAUGCUCGGCUGUGUCACUAAAUGCAAAUCGGCUCUACGCUCCAUGUUUGCGUGGAAAGGCUUCCAUACACUCGGGAGACUGUCGUACUGCGUGUUCCUCACGCACUUCGUCAUCCUACGUGUCCUGGUCACCAGUAACCCGCAGCUUGGUCACCCUACUACACUAUCUUUGAUAUCGCUGCUAAUAACGGCAUCUGUGUUGUCGCACCUGGCAGCUAUCCCUCUGUGUCUACUGGCGGAACUGCCGGCUAUAGAGCUGUUUAAGGCUUUGACGGAGAAGGAGCGGGUGCCAGCGCCGAUAGACUUGGAUCUUGUGGUCCCCAAACGGGCUGAGAAUGCUUGA